GAGAAACGGUUUUCAUGUUCUGAAUGUGGAAAAUGUUUUAUCAAUAAAUCAAAACUUGUCCGUCAUCAGCGAACUCACACAGGAGAGAAACCUUUCUUUUGUAGUGAAUGUGGAAAAUAUUUUGUCACUAAAGCAGUGCUUGUCCGUCAUCAGAAAGCUCACACAGGAGAGAAACCUUUCUCAUGUUCUGAAUGUGGAAAAUGUUUUAUCAAUAAAUCACAACUUGUCAGUCAUCAGCGAACUCACACAGGAGAGAAACCGUUCUCAUGUUCUGAAUGUGGAAAAUGUUUUAUCAAUAAAUCACAACUUGUCAGUCAUCAGCGAACUCACACCGGAGAGAAACCUUUCUCAUGUUCUGAAUGUGGAAAAUGUUUUGUCACUAAAGCAGAGCUUGUCCUUCAUCAGCGAACUCACACAGGAGAGAAACCGUUCUCAUGUUCUGAAUGUGGAAAAUGUUUUGUAACUAAAGCAGUUCUUGUCUGUCAUCAGAGAACUCACACAGGAGAGAAACCGUUCUCAUGUUCUGAAUGUGGGAAAUGUUUUCGGCAACAUUCAAGUCUUGCCAGUCAUCGGAGAACUCACACAGGAGAGAAACCGUUCUCAUGUUCUGAAUGUGGAAAAUGUUUUAUCAAUAAAUCACAACUUGUCAGUCAUCAGCGAACUCACACCGGAGAGAAACCUUUCUCAUGUUCUGAAUGUGGAAAAUGUUUUGUCACUAAAGCAGAGCUUGUCCUUCAUCAGCAAACUCACACAGGAGAGAAACCGUUCUCAUGUUCUGAAUGUGGAAAAUGUUUUGUAACUAAAGCAGUUCUUGUCUGUCAUCAGAGAACUCACACAGGAGAGAAACCAUUCUCAUGUUCUGAAUGUGGAAAAUGUUUUGGGCAACAUUCACAUCUUGUCAGUCAUCAGAAAACACACACAGGAGAGAAACCCUUCUCUUGUUCUGAAUGUGGAAAAUGUUUUCGGCAUGAUUCAAAUCUUGUCAGUCAUCAGAGAACACACACAGGAGAGAAACCGUUUUAAUGUUCUGAAUGUGGAAAAUGUUUUAUCAAUAAAUCAAAACGUGUCAGUCAUCAGCGAACUCACACAGGAGAGAAACCGUUCUCAUGUUCUGAAUGUGGAAAAUGA
This is a messenger RNA of Pelobates fuscus (common spadefoot toad), 1128 nucleotides long. Its product is annotated as gastrula zinc finger protein XlCGF17.1-like. NCBI's taxonomy places the organism in Eukaryota, Metazoa, Chordata, Amphibia, Anura, Pelobatidae. The transcript has a single exon. The annotation marks the transcript as partial. The record is from RefSeq and is a predicted model, not a curated record.